AUACAUGAAAAUCACAAACCCAGUAGGAACGUUCGAUACCUGACGGGUAAAUACCCGUCAAAUGCCUGAGAGGUAAUGGACCUUGAAAAGAUUAUACAACCAUGUGAUUAGGUAUACAUACCCGACCCAUGACCCGUACCGAGCUCAUUUCCAUACCUAAACCCUCUUGUCAACAACACGUAAACCCUUCUACAGAAGAGGGCUUAAACCCUAUUCUCUCGAUCUCCAUCUCCGCCGCUAACAAUAUUCCGGCCACCGUAGCAUGCCCUUCAGAUUCUUCUCACUACCACACCUCCGCCUCCUCAAAUCCUCCUUCAUGAAGACAAACCCAUCAUCACUUUCAUCAAGGGGUAACGAGGUUUUCACUCGCGUAUUCCCCCACAAACUCAAAUACCAAUCACUUUCAUCAUCCAACUAUUCAUCAAGACCUUCCAGAAACAACCCAGAAACCCGAUCAGCCAAAAGCUUGAUUGAAGAUGAAGCUGAGUUGAGCGACUGGGUUAGCGAGUUGAAAUCCGACUCGUUCAAGAAAUCAAGAUUGUAUAGCGACAGUGAUGAUGAUGGUGGUGGUGAUAAUGAUAGUGAUUGGAGAGGUAAAAGGAAACGAGAGAGUGAUUCGAGGGGGAAAGGAAGGUCUGGUGGUGAAUUUGGAGUCGAAAGGGGUCGGGGGAGGAGUUCGGGUGAUUCGAGAGGGCCAGGGCGGUUUCGGGAUGAAAUGAGGACUGAUUUGAGAGCGCGGGGGCGGUCUGGGGGUGAAUUAGGGAGAAGAAAUGAUGGGUUUAGGAAGUCUUUUGAGAAACGGAAAGAGGCGUUUAGUGACGGCCUUGUGCCGAAAAGAGGUGGGAAGAGUGGGAGUAGAGGCGGUUUUAUGGUGUCUGAUGAUGAGGCGGAUUUGGGUCAGAAGAGAACAACUAGGAAGUUUAGCGAAUUGAUCAGUGAUGACGAAGACGACGAUGAUGACAAUGAUGAUGAUGAUGAUGAAGAAGAAGGGAAUAUAGACCUUGAUGAUGGUAAUGAUGGUGGUAUAUUAGAAAAGUUAGAAAAGCCGGCGAGAGUGAAUCCGCCUCCUAGGAGUUCACCUGAUGGAAGUGAAUCUUAUCUAAGUGAAACAAGGUUUGAUCAAUGUGCGGUUUCACCGCUGUCGUUGAAAGCAAUUAAGGAUGCGGGAUAUGAAAAGAUGACUGUUGUCCAGGAGGCGACUCUUCCUGUUAUUCUUAAAGGGAAGGAUGUUUUGGCCAAGGCUAGAACGGGCACUGGAAAAACCGUUGCAUUUCUGCUGCCGUCAAUAGAAACUGUUGUGAAAUCGCCAGCUGUCAGCCGUGAUCAAAAGCGACCUCCUAUUAUGGUCCUUAUCAUCUGCCCUACUAGAGAGCUUGCAAGUCAAGCUGCCAUGGAGGCUAACAAACUCAUAAAGUAUCAUCCUUCUAUCGGCGUUCAAGUUGUCAUCGGUGGCACUCGUCUCGGUUUGGAACAGAAACGUAUGCAAGCAAGCCCAUGCCAGAUUCUUGUAGCAACACCUGGACGGCUCAGAGAUCAUAUUGAAAAUACUGCUGGAUUCGCCACCAGGCUAAUGGGCGUUAAGGUUUUGGUUCUUGAUGAAGCCGAUCAUUUACUAGACAUGGGAUUCCGCAAAGACAUUGAGAAAAUCAUAGCAGCUGUCCCGAAACAGAGACAAACGCUACUAUUUUCCGCCACAGUCCCUCCUGAGGUUCGUCAAAUUUGCCAUGUUGCUUUAAAAAGAGAUCAUGAAUACAUCAACACUGUUCGUGAAGGUAGCGAAGAGACCCACACACAGGUUCAACAAACACAUUUAGUUGCACCACUGGACCAGCAUUUUUCACUUUUGUACGCACUUCUGAAAGAUCAUAUUUCAGAUGAUCCUGACUAUAAGGUUCUUGUGUUUUGCACAACCGCAAAGGUCACACAGCUUGUUGCCGACUUGCUUGGUGAGCUCAAAUUAAACAUCCGAGAAAUUCAUUCGAGAAAGGCACAGACAUACAGGACUCGCGUUUCAGACGAGUUUAGAAGGUCAAAGGGUCUUAUUCUCGUAACGUCUGAUGUGUCUGCACGUGGAGUCGAUUAUCCAGAUGUAACACUUGUUAUACAGGUUGGGCUUCCGGCGGAUAAAGCCCAGUACAUUCAUCGGCUAGGAAGAACAGGGCGUAAAGGGAAGGAAGGGGAAGGGGUACUGAUACUAGCACCAUGGGAACAGUUCUUUUUGUCUACAAUUAAAGAUUUGCCUAUUUCGAAACGUGAACCACCUUUGGUAGAUCCCGACACAAAGAAAAAGGUGGAGAAGGCGAUGUGUAAUGUGGAUAUGAAAAACAAAGAAUCUGCAUAUCAGGCAUGGCUCGGGUAUUACAACUCGAACAAGACGAUCGCAAAGGAUAAAUACCGGCUUGUGGAGCUUGCAAAUGAGUUUAGUAGAAGCAUGGGACUUGAUAAUCCACCUGCAAUUCCUAAACUUGUUCUUGGUAAAAUGGGGUUGAAAAAUAUCCCAGGUUUGCGAUCUAAAUGAGACCCAAGAGUCUUUUGAGAAAUUUUGUUUAACUCGUUAGAAAAAAUAUAAUUAUAUAUUUUUUGGGAACUAUUUAUCUUAAUUUUUGAAUUAGUUAGUGAAAUUCUGUUACUC
Molecule: messenger RNA, 2632 nt
Organism: Helianthus annuus (common sunflower)
Lineage: Eukaryota; Viridiplantae; Streptophyta; Magnoliopsida; Asterales; Asteraceae
Product: DEAD-box ATP-dependent RNA helicase 31
Exons: 10
Coding region: 263-2518 (751 amino acids)
Cellular component (GO): chloroplast
Molecular function (GO): nucleic acid binding; RNA helicase activity; ATP binding
Source: RefSeq, a predicted model, not a curated record